This is a messenger RNA of Neopelma chrysocephalum (saffron-crested tyrant-manakin), 887 nucleotides long. RefSeq names its product crystallin mu (gene CRYM). Gene Ontology annotation, biological process: thyroid hormone metabolic process. The transcript has 6 exons. Bases 45 to 854 code for a protein of 269 amino acids. Gene Ontology annotation, molecular function: thyroid hormone binding. The record is from RefSeq and is a predicted model, not a curated record. NCBI's taxonomy places the organism in Eukaryota, Metazoa, Chordata, Aves, Passeriformes, Pipridae. Gene Ontology annotation, cellular component: cytoplasm.
GUCGCAGUCCCCCGCGGUGCCGUCCCGUGGUGCCGGUGCUCGCCAUGGGCUCGGCUCCGCCCGCCUUCAUCGGCGCCGAGGAGGUGGAGAAGCACCUGCCCCGCGCCAGCCUCCUGCUGCCGGCGCUGGAGGCCGCCCUGGGCAACUUCUCCUCGGGCCCCGCGGGAGGCGUCGUGCAGCCGCUGCGCACCGUGCUGGCCGUGCCCGGGCACGGCGGGUACCUCGGGGUAAUGCCCGCGUACAGCGCUGCGGAUGAUGCUCUGACAACCAAGCUGGUGACUUUCUAUGAGCACCUGAAGGAUUCCUCUGCCCCUUCCCACCAAGCGACUGUCCUCUUGUUUGACCCUCGCAAUGGUUCUUUGAAAGCUGUCUUGGAUGGCAGUGUCAUCACAGCAAAGCGAACAGCUGCAGUUUCUGCCAUUGCUACCAAGUUGUUAAUGCCAGCUUUUGCAGAGGUGCUGUGCAUUUUGGGAGCUGGUGUUCAAGCAUACAGCCAUUAUGAAAUCCUCACAGAACUGUUCACAUUUAAAGAGGUCAGGAUAUGGAAUCGCACCAAGGAGAAAGCAGAGCAGUUUGCCAGCUCUGUCCAUGGUCCCGUGCGCGUUUGCUCCUCUGCCCAGGAGGCCGUUGUUGGGGCUGAUGUGAUUGUAACAGUCACCAUGGCAACAGAACCCAUCCUGUCUGGGGCCUGGGUAAAGCCAGGUGCCCACAUCAAUGCUGUUGGAGCAUGCAGACCAAACUGGAGAGAACUGGAUGACAAACUGAUGAAGAAUUGCUCUCUGUUUGUGGAUUCCAGGAAGGCUGCUUCUGAAGAAUCAGGAGAUGUUAUAUUAUCAGGGGUAAGACUUCUGUAAUUGAUGGGCUUUAUUUUUGUGGCAAUUGGCUUG